Molecule: messenger RNA, 1414 nt
Organism: Linum tenue
Lineage: Eukaryota; Viridiplantae; Streptophyta; Magnoliopsida; Malpighiales; Linaceae
Source: the annotation of a GenBank genome assembly
AUCGGGUCAUCGACCUGGUCCCUCCGGGUCAACCCGAGAAGCGGCAAUUUGCACCCGACAGAGGCGUAUCUCAUCGCCCCGCCGAUCAAAACCCUAUCAGAUUCUGCUUUCGUUGCGCACUAUGCUCCCAAGGAACAUUCUCUGGAGGUCAGAGCACCCAUCCCGUCCGAUUUCUUCCCCAGGAAUCUGCUCCCCGAGGGUUCGUUCAUGGUCGGGAUCGCGUCGAUUUUCUGGCGGGAGGCGUGGAAGUACGGGGAGCGGGCGUUUUGCUACUGUAACCACGACGUUAGUCAUGCGAUCGCCGCGAUCUCCAUUGCCGUCGCUGAGCUCGGGUGGGAUGUGAAGUUGCUAGAUGGGUUAGGGUUUGAGGAGCUGGAGAGGCUCAUGGGGCUUCACCCUUAUCAGGACUUCCCAAUUCCUUAUAAACCAACGAAAGGCAGGAUUCCGAGUAUUGAGUUCGAGCAUCCGGAUUGCGUGCUUCUCGUCUUCCCUGGUGAGCUCUGUGACUUGAAUGUGAACAAUCAGCAACUGUGCGCUGCAGCUUGAGAUUUGAUAGGUUGGAUUGGAAGGGAAACCCGAAUUCGCUGAGUAAGGCGCAUGUGUGUUGGAAUGUCAUUUACAGAACGGCUGAGGCUGUUAAGAAGCAGUCAUCAUUGUCAUCGCUUGAAGAAGCUGGAUUCUCCAAUAUUGAACCAGUUCAAGGGAGUGGAGUUUUCAGUGCAAGUUCCUACAAGGGGUUUACGGUGAAAGAAAUUGUUAGGAAGAGGAGGAGUGCAGUUGACAUGGAUGGGGUUACUGAGGUGGACAAGAACACAUUUUAACAGAUCAUGUUACACUGUCUGCCUUCUGGCUCUGGAAGCGGAGGGAAGCAGCAGCGGCAGAAGAAGCAAUUGGCGUUGCCAUUUCGUGCUCUCUCGUGGGAUGCCGAGGUGCACGCAGCGUUGUUCGUUCAUCGGGUGGACGGGUUGCCAAAGGGGCUGUAUUUCCUGGUGAGAAAUGAGGAUCAUUUGGAUGAGCUGAAGAAAGCCACUAGACCCGACUUCAAGUGGGAGAAACCAGAGGGACGUUCUGAUGAUUUGCCCUUGUACGAACUUGGUAGAGGAGAUUGCCAGCAGAUUUCCAAAGCACUUUCCUGCCAUCAGGAUAUUGCCAGCGAUGGCUGCUUUAGCCUUGGAAUGGUGGCUCGUUUUGAGCCUGCAUUGCGAGACAAGGUCCACGAGCUACUCGGAUUAAGAGGGUCUAGAUUCCAGAGUCUGUAUCAUUUCACUGUUGGAGGUCCUGUUUUGGACAUGCGAAUUAUGAGUCUUCCAGCUUAUCCUGGACCUGAUAUGGAUGCAUGACAGACGAAAUCAUUCAUUCGAUCACAGUUUUUUAUCGGCAUUAAUAUUGUAUUAUGUUACGCAGAAGACUUCGU